Molecule: messenger RNA, 609 nt
Organism: Daktulosphaira vitifoliae (grape phylloxera)
Lineage: Eukaryota; Metazoa; Arthropoda; Insecta; Hemiptera; Phylloxeridae
Exons: 3
Coding region: 42-365 (107 amino acids)
Source: RefSeq, a predicted model, not a curated record
AUUGAUAACACAUAAUUUUUACUUCAAAAGUAGACGGAGUAAUGGACGAGAAUCAAUUUUUAAAACAAGCGACACGUGUGGUAAAAAGAAUUGAAUCUCGAAUAGUACAAUUUUAUGAAAAAUUUCUCUACAAUAAUAAGAUGACUAUAGCAGCAUUAAAAAGAGCUUUAUACGAAGCUAGAUUCACAGAUAUCACAGAUCAAAGAGUUAUUGAAUUAAUAAAUAUUCAAAGAACAGACGUACAAGAUAUCAGCGUUCUAGCAUUCAGAAACAUAUUCACGAUGUUAUAUACCGAAUAUCUUUGGGAUAUAUGUGAUAAUGAUAAAACAUUGGAAGCUAUAUUUGGCUCAUUAGAUCCAAGGUGAAACUGAAAAGAAGAGAAGUUCCAUUCUUAUGCGUUCCUGCUCAAUUCAAGUACUAAAUGUUAAUUAAUAAAAUAAAAUGCACCGAAUAUACUAUACUUACAAAAAUGAAAAAUAUGAUAAUUUUAACAUUUUCUUCUGAUAUUAAUCUGAAAACAAAGUGUAAAAAUAAAUGAAAUAAUUUCACUUAAUUGUAAUUAACUAUGAUUGAUGAUAAAUAAACGCAUACAAUAUUUUCUUUAUUUAA